GACAGUAGUGAGGCAGCAGAUGGAGCUGGCCCCUGGGAUGAAGAAGUCACCAAGUGGUGGGGAGAGUGGAGCUCCUGGUCCACCUGCUCGCGGUCCUGCGGGGGAGGCGUGAUGUCCCGGGAGAGGCACUGCUUACGACAGAGGCUCCAGAUGCCCCAGGAAACAAACAGCACCAUGUGUGCUGGUCAAGCCAAGCACUACCAACUGUGCCAGCAGCAGCCCUGCCCAGCCAACACAGCAAGCUUCAAACAGCAGCAGUGCUCCAGUUUCAAUGCCAAAGCCUUUGGGAAGCGCUACUACCACUGGAUGCCCCUCUACCCAGAUGACUACACCAGUAUCUCCAACAAGCCGUGUGACCUCCAGUGUACCACCCGGAGCGGAGAGAGGCAGCUGAUGGCUCGAGCACAGGAUGGUACCUCCUGCAAGGACAGGACCUAUCAAGGGGUCUGCAUCAAUGGGAAGUGUGAGCCAGUUGGGUGCGAUGGGAGCCUGUACUCACCCCGGACGAUGGACAGAUGCAGGGUGUGUGGAGGGGACGGCAGCACUUGCCACCGUGUCUCGGGCAGCUUCCGAAAGGCAAUCUCACAGAUAGGUUACGUGUUCAUCACCAACAUCCCUGCUGGUGCCACAGACAUCCUCAUCAUCGAGCGCAGGAAAACAGAAAACAUCCUAGCACUCGCAGAUGAAUCCGGGCAUUUCUUCUUCAACGGCAACUCCGCCAUUGACAACCCCCAGAACUUCAGGGUAGCUGGCACGAUCUUCAAGUACCGGCGUCCCUCGAGCCUGAACUCAGAUGGGCUCGAGUAUAUCAUAGCUCAUGGGCCCACUAACCAGUCUCUGAAUGCCAUGUACUAUAACUUAAACGGCAAAAUGCCACACAUAACUUACGACUACACUGUACCACGGACACCGCCUCUCCGAACUGCCACCCCUGCUUUAGACAGACCUCUCUAUCAUCACCUACCAGACACUGGCCAGAACCAUCCCAUUCCAGCCAACUCCAGAGCUUCCCAGGACUUCAAUGCCACGUGGCUCUCCCUGUCACCAGAUGACACCAUGGAACAGCUUCCUCUGAGAGAAGGGCAUGAAGAUUUAGGCUUCAGGCACCCACACUUCUUCCAGACCAACUCCACCAGUCAGACUCGGGACUGGGAACAAGAUGAAGAGAAGGAGAAGUACGACUUCCAGAUAAGACAGGUCUACCAUGCAAGCACAGGAGAGGAAGAGGAAGCAGCAGGAGCUGCAGCACCUGGCGACCAGGCUGGCCCCAAGGAACUUCACGGCAGGACUAUGGACCAAGACAGCUGCCCGGUGGCCACAGGGCCUCCACAAAGCGCCGGCCCCAAUGACUUUGAUGUGAGCCCUGUCAGCCCCGAAGACAUCAGCUUGGCUGACAUGUAUCGGUGGAAAGUCUCAGCUUACGCCCCCUGCAGCUCCACGUGCACUUCAGGUAUCAGCACCUCCUACGCGAUGUGCGUCCGAUAUGACGGAGUGGAAGUGGAUGAAACGUACUGUGAUGCCCUAACCCGACCGGAACCUACUCACGAAUUUUGCACAGGGAGAGAUUGCCAGCCGAGGUGGGAGACCAGCCGGUGGAGCGAAUGCUCCCGGACCUGUGGCGAGGGCUACCAGUACCGCACCGUGCGCUGCUGGAAGAUGCUGGCUCCAGGCUUUGACAGCUCUGUUUAUGAUGACCUCUGCGAGUCAGCCGGGCUGGCCAGGCCCAUGGAGAGGAAAGCCUGCAAGAACAAGGCCUGUGGGCCCCAGUGGGAGCUCUCUGAGUGGUCUGAGUGCUCGGCACGGUGCGGCGCACAGGGCACGAUGAAGCGCGAGGUGCGUUGCUCAGUGGAAGGGGCCCUCUGUGACGAAUCCCGGAAGCCCAGCGGUGAGAAAGCAUGCACAGGACCACCCUGCGACCGCCGCUGGACCGCUUCUGACUGGGGCCCGUGCUCAGGUUCGUGUGGUGAGGGACGCAUGAGCCGCUUCGUCGCGUGUCGCAACCAGGAAGGCAAGGUGAUCUCCAACUCGCAGUGCGACCCAGCCACCAAACCCCUGGCUGUCCAUCCGUGUGGAGACAAGAACUGCCCCGCACACUGGGUGGAGCAGGAGUGGGACCAGUGUGAUGCCAGCUGUGGGCGAGGGACGAAGACCCGGGUCGUCUUGUGCGCGGGCCUGGAGAAUGGUGUGUACAGGGAGUACCCCGAAAAGCGCUGUGAAGCCUCUCAGAAACCUGAGGAACAAACUGCCUGUUUCAGGAGGCCGUGUUCAACGUGGUUCACUACCUCCUGGUCUCAGUGCAGCAAGACGUGUGGUGCUGGUGUGCGACUACGUGAGGUGAAGUGCUACCAAGGGGAAGUGCUGGCUCAGGGCUGUGACCCUGCUUCCAAACCAGAAGCCAGGCAGACGUGCCAACUCCAGCCGUGCCCCACAGAUGCACCAGAAGAAGACUGUGAAGACAAAGUGACGGCCAAUUGUGUGCUGGUGCUGAAGGUGAAGCUGUGCUCUCACUGGUACUACAGGAAGGCUUGCUGCCGGUCGUGUCGGCUCAAGUCACCCUGA
This is a messenger RNA of Apaloderma vittatum (bar-tailed trogon), 2559 nucleotides long. Its product is annotated as ADAMTS-like protein 2. The transcript has 17 exons. NCBI's taxonomy places the organism in Eukaryota, Metazoa, Chordata, Aves, Trogoniformes, Trogonidae. Gene Ontology annotation, molecular function: metalloendopeptidase activity. Gene Ontology annotation, cellular component: extracellular matrix. Gene Ontology annotation, biological process: extracellular matrix organization. The annotation marks the transcript as partial. The record is from RefSeq and is a predicted model, not a curated record.